Messenger RNA from Moneuplotes crassus, 872 nucleotides. The record is from the annotation of a GenBank genome assembly. NCBI's taxonomy places the organism in Eukaryota, Ciliophora, Spirotrichea, Euplotida, Euplotidae.
AGACUUGAAAGAAGAUUUUGCUUUAAUGAGAAAAAUCUAAAAAUAAUGCUAACAAGAUUCAAACUUCCAUGAUCCAUUCUUAACAUGACUUUCAUGAAGGAGCAUGCAUCGUGCUGUAAAGACCAAUACGUUAACAUGAAGCCUAUCAUCCAGACUCUUGUAGAAAAAUAAAUACUCCUGUUCAAGUCUCCUUCAGAAAAGGCUGGAUAGUAAAUUGGCAAAGAGAUCUAAGAUCAGGAUGAACUUACUUUCAAAAUCCCCGAAACAAAGCAAGAAAGCUCAUAAAAGAUCUGUUGUUAAUAUCAAAAUCAUCGACGAGUCUCAAAAAGAUAGCAAUCCUUUGAAAAAGAAGCCCUCAAUUCAGGUAAUGAAUCUGAGAAUCAGAAAGUCCCCGCGAACAAAAUCCAGAAAUUCUUUGUCAUCUUCGAAAAAUUUUAGAGAGAUAGAUAAGCCUAAAUACAAGCCAAAGAAGAAGAGCUCAAGGGAUAAACAGAGGAUUUAUUCAGCCACUAGAGAUGCAUAUGGUUAUAAUCCUUACCCUAAGAUGAAGAAAAGCAACUCUUCUGGAUCCUCUAAUGCCUACACUUUACCUCAAAGCGCCAAGAUGAACCAAGAGAUGACAAAAACUUUUUAUCGUACGAAUUUAUCCUCUAGCUCUGCAAAGAAGUCAGAAGUACACUUUAUGAAAGGCAAAUUUCAUAGUCGAAGACAGACCAGGUAUGACACCCUGUCUCCUCAAAAGUUAAGGCCGAAUUCUGGGUUCCUCAUCAAAAGGAAGAACAGCAACAAGACAGACCCAGCUAUUGAGACUGAAUUUGAUCGUGAAAUCAUGAAAUUUUUGGAUACCCUUUAACCACUAUUUCAACAAACAU